This is a messenger RNA of Oryza sativa Japonica Group (Japanese rice), 4697 nucleotides long. RefSeq names its product lysine-specific demethylase JMJ705-like. Gene Ontology annotation, biological process: chromatin remodeling; regulation of gene expression. Gene Ontology annotation, cellular component: chromatin; nucleus. Lineage: Eukaryota; Viridiplantae; Streptophyta; Magnoliopsida; Poales; Poaceae. The record is from RefSeq and is a predicted model, not a curated record. Gene Ontology annotation, molecular function: histone H3K4me/H3K4me2/H3K4me3 demethylase activity.
UUCCCCACCAUUUCUCUCUCCUCUCUCCUCUCACUACCCCCAAAGCAGCAGCAAGCGGCAUCAGCAGCGAGCACCCAAGCUAAGCCAGCAGCAGCAGCAGCAGCAGCCAAGCCAAUUCCCCCAAAUCGCCUCCUCCCAAAUGCGACUCCUCCUCCUCCCCUGACGAAACCCUCCCCCUCCGCCUCCGCCUCCGCCAUGUCGCUGCAGCCGCCGGCGGUGGAGCCGCCGGAGUGGCUGCGGACGCUGCCCGUGGCGCCGGAGUACCACCCGACGCUGGCGGAGUUCGCCGACCCCAUCGCCUACAUCCUCAGGAUCGAGCCGGAGGCGUCCCGCUACGGCAUCUGCAAGAUCGUGCCCCCGCUCCCGCGGCCCCCCGAGGACGACACCUUCCGCCGCCUCCAGGCCGCCUUCGCCGCCGCGGCCUCCUCCAAUGGCGACCCCUCCCCGACCUUCCCCACGCGGCUCCAGCAGGUCGGCCUCUCCGCCAGGAACCGCCGCGCCGCCAGCCGCCGGGUGUGGGAGAGCGGGGAGCGCUACACCCUGGAGGCGUUCCGCGCCAAGGCGGCCGAGUUCGAGCCCCCGAGGCACGCCGCGCCGCCCAGGAACCCCACCCACCUCCAGCUCGAGGCCCUCUUCUGGGCCGCCUGCGCCUCCAGGCCCUUCAGCGUCGAGUACGGCAACGACAUGCCCGGCUCCGGCUUCGCCUCCCCCGACGAGCUCCCCGACGCCGCCAAUGCCACCGACGUCGGGGAGACGGAGUGGAACAUGCGGGUGGCGCCCCGCGCCCGGGGGUCGCUGCUCCGCGCCAUGGCCCGCGACGUGGCGGGCGUCACCACCCCGAUGCUGUACGUGGCCAUGCUCUACAGCUGGUUCGCCUGGCACGUGGAGGACCACGAGCUCCACAGCCUCAACUUCCUCCACUUCGGCAAGGCCAAGACCUGGUACGGCGUCCCCCGCGACGCCAUGCUCGCCUUCGAGGAGACGGUGCGCGUCCACGGCUACGCCGACGACCUCAACGCCAUCAUGGCCUUUCAAACGUUAAAUGAGAAGACAACUGUCUUAUCUCCUGAGGUGCUUCUUUCUGCUGGUGUUCCCUGCUGCAGAUUGGUUCAAAAAGCGGGAGAAUUUGUUAUCACAUUCCCUGGAGCUUAUCAUUCAGGCUUUAGCCAUGGAUUUAAUUGUGGGGAAGCAUCAAAUAUUGCAACUCCCCAUUGGUUACAAGUGGCUAAAGAAGCUGCAAUCCGGAGGGCUUCAACUAAUUGUGGUCCGAUGGUGUCUCAUUAUCAGCUGCUUUAUGAGCUAGCACUCUCAUUGCGUCCAAGGGAGCCUAAGAAUUUCUAUUCUGUUCCAAGAAGCUCACGUUUAAGGGACAAGAAUAAGAAUGAAGGUGAUAUAAUGGUCAAAGAAAAUUUUGUUGGAAGUGUAACCGAAAACAACAAUUUGCUUAGCGCCCUUCUGGAUAAGAAUUCUUGUAUAAUUGUUCCAAACGCUGAUUUCUUCGUUCCAUCCUUUCCUGUUGCACUGGAAUCUGAAGUUACUGUUAAACAAAGGUUUACAGCUGGUCCCUGCAGUAUUAGCCAGCAAGGAGCAGAAAAUAUGGCUGCUGAUCAUGUGGCUGUAGACAAGGUUACAGAGAUUCAGGACAUGAGUGGAUCCUUAUAUCCUUGUGAAACCAGUCUUGUGGGCUGUAGCAAUAGAAAACUUUAUGAAACAAAAUAUGGCCAACGGGAUGCUGCUGCUUUGUGCUUAUCUACUUCAGAGAUUCAGAGCAGAGGAAUUGAUACAGCAAGAUCACAUCCAGCAGGCGGGAUCUUAGAUCAAGGACGGUUGCCAUGUGUACAGUGCGGAAUACUAAGCUUUGCAUGUGUAGCCAUCAUUCAACCUAGAGAAGCAGCAGUACAGUUUAUCAUGUCUAAAGAGUGCAUCUCAUCGAGUGCAAAACAAGGAGGAAUUGGUGCAUCUGAUGAUACCUCAAACUGGAUUGACCAGAGUCAUGAGAUUAGUCCUCCACCAGGUCCAGCAUCUGGAACAGAUGAUAAUGUAAAGCAUGCCGUAAGUUUGGCCCAUGUCUCUGAUCGGUGUAGAGAACUAUAUGCCAGCAAUACAGAUGGAUGCACCUCUGCUCUUGGGCUUCUAGCUUCUGCAUAUGACUCAUCAGACUCUGAUGAUGAAACAACUGAGGAUGUUUCAAAACAUAGCAAGAAAAAUGAUUCAGUAAACCAAAGCACGGAUCCUCAAAUCUUGGAAACAUCAGCUAGCUGUUCCAGUACAGUUCAGUGUCAAAAGACAAAUUCACACUUGCAUGAAGAGGAAUGUGAGGCAAGAGCCACAUCAUUGAUGAAACCUGUAAGCCAUAAUAGUAGGCCCAUUAGUCAGUCUAACAGGGAUACAGAUAUCGACCAUUUUAUAGAACUGGGAAAGUCAGGAACACAGUGUUCAGGUUAUCUUGAUUUGGUUGAUGAUCUAACUACAUCAGUUUUAAAAUCCUCUUCAGAUACUUGUGUAAGUGCAGCUAAAGCCUCAAUGGAUCCAGAUGUUUUGACCAUGCUCAGGUACAAUAAAGACUCUUGCAGAAUGCAUGUGUUUUGUCUUGAACAUGCUUUGGAAACAUGGACACAGCUUCAACAAAUCGGUGGUGCUAAUAUUAUGCUUUUGUGCCAUCCAGAAUACCCUAGAGCAGAGUCAGCAGCAAAAGUCAUAGCAGAAGAACUUGGUAUCAAGCAUGAUUGGAAAGAUAUCACUUUCAAAGAAGCAACUGAAGAGGACGUUAAAAAGAUUCAGUUGGCUUUACAGGAUGAAGAUGCUGAACCCACUGGCAGUGACUGGGCAGUCAAAAUGGGUAUCAACAUAUAUUACAGUGCCAAACAGAGCAAAUCACCACUUUACAGCAAGCAGAUACCAUACAAUUCCAUCAUUUAUAAGGCAUUUGGCCAAGAAAACCCAGACAGUUUGACAGAUUAUGGAUGUCAAAAGUCAGGCUCAACAAAGAAAAAGGUGGCUGGGUGGUGGUGUGGGAAAGUUUGGAUGUCAAAUCAAGUUCAUCCACUUCUAGCUCGUGAGCGUGAAGAACAGAACAGUAGCGUAGUGUACGGCAAAGCAAUGUUCACUACUAUUUCCCAUGGCAAAGUACAAGAUGAAGCGUCAACAAGAUGCAAUACAAGCAACCGAACCCCAUCAAGAAGAACAUCAAGAAGAAAAAAGGGGGUAUCUGCUGAGAAAUCUAAACCAAAAAACAAGAGAUCCACUGCUUCUGAUGAAGCUAGUAUGCUUUGCAGUGGCCUUGGAAUGAACUCUGGAGUUAUCCAUGACCAAACUGAAAACUCUGAUGAUUAUGACAAACAUGGCAAUGGAGAUGAAAUUGAGGAAGGAACAAAUCCUCAGAAAUAUCAACAACGUAAAUUGCAAAACGUGACCAGGAAAUCAAGUUCUAAGAAGCGGAAGGAUGAGAAAAGAACAGAUAGUUUUCAUGAACUAUAUGACGAGGAUAAUGGUGUGGAUUAUUGGCUUAACAUGGGUAGUGGAGAUGAUGCCACACUAGGUAACUCUCGACAACAAAGUCCUGAUCCAGUGAAAGUGAAAUCUGGAGGCAAAUUGCAAGGUAAGAGAAAAUCUAGCAAGUACAAGUCCAAUGAUGAUUUGUUGAAUGAAGAAAAUAAGUUACAAAAGAUGAACAAAAAAUCAAGCUCUAAGAAGCAAAAGAAUGAUAAGAUAAAUAGACAACUUCAAGAAGAUCAAACCGAAGAUGACCAUAUGGACCACUUAGUUGACGUAGCGGUUGCAGAUGAAGUCACACUAGACAAUGAGGAUAAAAUUACAGAAGACAAAAUUGAUGACGUGAAAGUGAAAUCUAGAGGAAAAUCGCAAAAUGGUAAGAGAAAAGGCAGCAAACAUCAGGCUACCGAUGGUUUGCGCGCUGGAAAUAAAGUGGCCAAAUUUCCGUGUGAUAUAGAAGGAUGUGACAUGAGCUUCAGUACCCAGCAGGACUUGUUAUUGCAUAAGCGUGACAUUUGUCCUGUCAAAGGAUGCAAGAAGAAGUUCUUCUGCCACAAGUACUUGCUUCAGCACCGGAAGGUGCAUAUAGAUGAAAGGCCACUUAAGUGUACAUGGAAGGGGUGUAAGAAGGCAUUCAAGUGGCCAUGGGCGAGGACGGAGCACAUGAGAGUCCAUACGGGGGUAAGACCUUACGAGUGCCAGGAACCUGGCUGUGGUCAGACAUUCCGAUUCGUUUCAGAUUUCAGCCGCCACAAGAGAAAGACUGGCCAUUCCUCUGAUAAGAGAAGAAAGAACAGUACAUAACUUCUAACCGCUGUGCGCAAAGUACAGGUUUCUUCUCUGACGAUGAUCUGAAGAGGGAUGCUAAUUGAAUAAUUGCAUCAGAUUCCAUUUAUUGUGGGAUUAGCCCACAUUAGGAGUCUAAUUCAUUUCAUUGUUUGCCGGCUCUGCAUAACAGCCAAUUUUUCAAUUGCUUUAGGUCCAACUGACCUUUUGUUGACUAGGAUUUACUCCCAAGUCAAUUGUAUCAACCGGUCUUCUGUUCAUCCUGAAAAAUCGGGAAUUUCUCCUGUCACCAUGGCUUUUAAAGAAGCAUGUUAAUCUGUUGUUAGCUGUUCCUUAAUUUUUCCUUUUUUCUAAAAUAAACUGUCAGCAUGUAGUAGUUAUUUGUUCCUUAAUUUUGUGCACGUUUUGGUUCUGCAAAA